Messenger RNA from Chanos chanos (milkfish), 2193 nucleotides. RefSeq names its product FAD-dependent oxidoreductase domain containing 2 (gene foxred2). Bases 95 to 2185 code for a protein of 696 amino acids. The transcript is spliced from 10 exons. The record is from RefSeq and is a predicted model, not a curated record. Gene Ontology annotation, biological process: ERAD pathway. Gene Ontology annotation, molecular function: monooxygenase activity; flavin adenine dinucleotide binding. Gene Ontology annotation, cellular component: endoplasmic reticulum lumen. Lineage: Eukaryota; Metazoa; Chordata; Actinopteri; Gonorynchiformes; Chanidae.
AAAGCAAAGAAGCAACCGAAAUGUAGAUGUUUGAGGUGAAAAUGUUGCCGUGCCUUCUGUCUCGCUAAAGGGAUACAGUCCGGUGAAAGGCCUGAUGGAGCCCACCCAAUCCCUGCUCCUCUUCCUCUCCCUUCUCACGCACGCCUUAUGUGUUCCUGGUGAGCACCAUGGACACAACGACUCUCGUCGCCAUGACUACUGCGUGCUGGGUGCGGGACCAGCUGGACUUCAGAUGGGUUAUUUUCUCUCCAGGAGUCAGAGGGAUUACAUCAUAUUGGAGAGAAAUUCAGGGCCAGGGAGUUUCUUCAACGUGUACCCUCGCCACAGAAAACUCAUAAGCAUCAACAAAAUCUACACAGGGAGGCGGAACAGAGAGUUCAAUUUACGUCAUGAUUGGAACUCUCUCUUGAGUGACAGGUCAGACCUGCUUUUUCAGCAAAUCAGCAGGGAUCUCUACCCACCAGCAGAUGCAUUCCCACGCUACCUUUCCAUGUUUGUGAAGGAACUGGGACUCAGGGUGAAAUACGGUGUAGAUAUCGGGAAGAUCCGAGCGUCCAGUAUAGAAAAAGCGGGAAACAGGUGUUACAUAUUGACAGACCAGCACGGCAAUGACUACACCUGCAGUGUCCUACUGGUUUCCACGGGUCUGUGGGUACCUCAGCAGGUCCAGUUUGUCGGUUCUGACCUGGUGGAAGGUUACGAGUCCAUCUCUGUGGAUCCAGAGGCCUAUAAAGACCAGGCCGUUUUGAUUCUGGGGAAAGGAAACUCGGCGUUCGAGACCGCCCAGAGCAUUCUGGGCAGAGCCAGUCGGGUCCACCUGUACAGCCCAAGCCCGGUCCGACUGGCCUGGCAGACACACUACGUUGGCGACCUCAGGGCAGUGAACAAUGAACUUCUGGACACGUAUCAGCUGAAGUCCCUGGACGGAUUGGUAGAGGGAGGUUUGGAGGACAUCGCUAUUGUCCGCCGAGGUCGAGGGGGAGGGAGGAAGAGGAGAGGAGGAAGAAGGAAAACCGGAGAGACAAAAGAAGACGAGAGAAAGGAACAACUCUACUUGACUCUGGCGGAACUGCUGGACGGUCGACGCGGAAACGAGAGCUCCAAGGUUAAGGCUGAAAAUUUACCCGGUUACCAUAACGACAACUUCUCGCUCCGACAACCGUACGACCGGGUGAUCCGCUGCCUGGGCUUCCGUUUCAACUUCUCCAUCUUUGACGGUUCUGCCCGUCCUCCCCAUAGUGGAGGUGCAAGGGGUCGGUUACCAGGGGUGACGGCGUGGUACGAAGGCAGAGGGACACCAAACCUGUUUGUUUUGGGUACGGCAGCGCACUCCCGAGACUACCGCAUGUCUGCGGGGGGGUUUGUUCAUGGUUUUCGUUACACAGUGCGAGCUGUCCACAAGGUCUUGGAGCAGCGUUACCAUAACAACGCUUGGCCGGCCACAAAGCUCCCCACCACUCAGCUGCUGUCCUGGAUCCUCAAACGCGUGAAUGAGGCCUCUGGACCGUACCAAAUGUUUGGCGUUCUGGGGGACGUUAUACUACUGAGGGGUUCUUACUGUGAGUAUCUGGAGGAGUUCCCCCUGCAGGCCCUUCCUCAGUUCUCGGCUCUUUCGGGUCAUACCAUCUCUGAGCAGGGAUUCCUGGUCCUGCUAAUGCAGUAUGGACUAAACAGAACUGACACACUGGGUCCGGGCAGGGCCGAGUCCGAGUGGACCCGAGCCUGGAAAUCCAACUUCCUCCAUCCCGUCUUGUACUACUACCACAAACUGCCUACUGAGAGGGAUAUGAGACAGAGGCCCGCGGGUUGGCCCCUCCCCCGUCCGCAGGCCGUGCAUCACAUGAUCGAGGAUUUCCUGACGGAGUGGGACCAGCCCGUCUCCCACAGUCAACCCCUGAGACGCUUCCUCGAGCACUGUCUUCAGACCGACCUCAGGGCCUUCUAUGCAGAAACUUGUUUCCGUCUCUCCCUAACCAACCGUAAGCCACCCCUCUUCUGUCGCCAAGGUUACCUCAAGAAGCAGGGCAUUGUGGGUAACCAUCACCUCUGGCAAAAUGCCCGUGAGGCAGGACUCAUGCCUAACCAUCAGGAAACUGUCUCCCACAACAGCGAAGAUGUGCCAUUCCCAGAAUACCUUAAGCACGCUGGAGCUACGGUUGCCUCAGCGAUGAACUUUGACCUCUGACUGGUGCG